UGGAAUAGACUAGACCUCACUUAGGUUUCUAAGGUCGCUGCAUCAACCAACCUUGCAUUUCCAUCUACGACCAGUGUAUCUAAAAUGCGUUACAUAACCGCCUUGUGCCUAAUAUUUGCCUUGGAGUGUACUUGUGAAGUGGUAAUACAACUAGAACCAGAGAAGACGGCAAAAGUAAUUGAAAGUGCUAUCAAAUGUACUAGUAAGCAUGGUCUCAAUUUAGAUGCACUGGAAAGAUUAAGAAGUAAAGACAAAACGAAAGACGAAAAAUUCUUGAGAUUUUUAUACUGCACCCUUGAAGACCUUAAAGUGGUGAAGAAAAAUGGACACUACAUUGAGGAUGAAGCCCUGAAGAUUGUACCGAAACAGCAUCAAGCAGUUCUCAGGAAGGCUUUAGAGGAGUGCAACAAGAAAGCGGGAAAGGAUCGCAUUGAUGUACUGUACAAUGUUUCCAGGUGUUUGAGAGAUGAUAGCAAUAUACGCGUGACAAUCUAAGUUUUACGUUUAAGUAAAUCGUGCAAUACUUUUAAGUUUGUUUAGUAUUUUUAUUUAAAAUAGACGUAGGUAACUAAAAGUUAGGAUAGUACGCUAGAAUAUAGCUUAUUGAAGCAGAUUGACCAAUAAUUUAAUAAUAAAUACUUUAUUUCUAUAA
This is a messenger RNA of Cydia fagiglandana, 652 nucleotides long. RefSeq lists its product as uncharacterized. The transcript has 2 exons. The coding region runs from base 85 to 495 and encodes 136 amino acids. Lineage: Eukaryota; Metazoa; Arthropoda; Insecta; Lepidoptera; Tortricidae. The record is from RefSeq and is a predicted model, not a curated record. Gene Ontology annotation, molecular function: odorant binding.